CUCUCUUACACCAUCAGUGUCUUCACUAUCUCCAGACCACUCCUACGCUCAAACAUCAUCACCCAAUACCCCCACAGUUUCUAUAAAUUUUAAUCAGUCAACACCUACUACCACCUCAGACCAACCCACAAUUCAAGAGGAAGAAGUAACUGUGCCAUUAUCCCAUGUCAAGUGCCCUCACUGCCCACUUAUUUUAUACAAGAGGAACUUGUUGAUUCAUAUACAGAGAAAACAUGUCCAAAAUGAAGACAUUACAGCAAAAUCACAUUUAAAAAGCAUAUGUGUUGACCAAAGCAAUGGGAUCUAUGCAGUCAGAAAAACAUCUAGGGGUUUCAGUGUGCCAGUACAUGUUCAGCGCAAGACAUGGGGCGAACAACAAAAAACAAAAUGUGAAAUGGAGGACUGUCACCAGUACCACUUACUUGUGCAACGUAGUGGACUGUCUUUUAGCAUGUGCCAUCACAUUCGAUCUGUAGAUUAUUGCACAACCACUGCCACUGAAGAACCAUUACGACAUGAAGUUUUACACGAAAUGAUGGAAAACCAUUUUUUUGGUGGCUCCAAGGUGGAGGUGUGCAAAAAGAGACAAAUGGAAGCAAAGGAAGCCUGUGUCCCAUUGUCUCUGUUGUUGAAUCUCAGUAGGUCUAAAAAUCAUAUUUAUUUUUCAGUUUAUGAACCCGAGUUGUACCAUUACAGCACUCUAGGUAGGGUCAUAGUUACAUACAACAUAAAAAAAAAACACCUGGCAUUGUCCUUGUGCAAAGGCACGCACAUCUUGCACUCACAAGUAUAUUGCCAAGUGGCAUCUUUUCCAAAGACACAAACACCUUUUCAUGACCACAAAACUGACCACCACAGCAUCACCAUCAACUCACCAUGGAAGUCAUCCUCCCGCUACAGAAAUGGAAAGAACUGUAAAGUAUGCGUACGAGUACAAAAAAUACCCACCAGUCUUCCAGAAGAGGUCACAGCUCAAAGAAUGCUGACAGAUUAUCGUCAGAGUUUGUUUCCAGAUGAGACAACGUGCCAGCUAUGUCCAGAUACUCCUGAAUUGGAGGAGGCUGCACAAGUAACAAACAAAGCCAGAAUAGUUGGCAUGCAAGGGGUAAUUCAAAACAUCUCAACUUACAACAGACACUGCACCAGAUGUAAAAUGGUGUAUCGAUACCAGAAGUGGAGAGACGGACUACACAACUUCAAUGACCGUGUCAUUCUAACUCUGCAGCUUUGUGUGUACUUGAGGCACAAUCUCCAGAAUCAUGUCUCAGUUUCCCGGGUUAUCAGCUGUCUUGAGAGUUUAUUGAAGAUUGACUUUCCAGCCCCUGACCUAAUUUUUCAAGGGUAUUGCCAUUUUGAGGCACUCUGCAACACAGAGUACAAAUACUCUUGUGUUAAUUGUGGCUUUUAUCCUCCUGUUGUGGUAAUGGACCUCCACAGAAAAGGAGUGUUCAGUUUUGAGGUGAGUGAACUCAAACAACCAAAACAGGAUUUUCAUGGUGAGCACGAUAUAGUGGCUUUCUGGGAAUCGGUCAGUCUUCACAUGAUCAGCCAAGGAUUUUUCCAGGUCCCUUCACAGAAUCCAUUUGUUGUAAAACCAACGUACGACAACUGGGCAUCUUGGAUCGGAGAGGAGACGCGUCAGAGCAACACUGUUCUAAAUACAGAGUAUGAAAAGGUGCCAUCGCAGAGAUCUUCUGGAGAACCUCAACUAGGUGACCUAACAGAGGACCACCUUGUUGAUGAGCUGUUAAGACAGAAGGUAUCUACUAUUCGAAAGCUGUGCAAAAGUUGCAAUAUGGACACAAAGGGGUCCCGCAUGGACCUCAUUAACCAGCUGCGGGAGGAGAUGAAGAGCAGGCAGGCCUAUGAUAAGAUAUUUCAGUCAAUCUGGGGGGCCUCUGGUGGCUGGUCUGUCAUUAUGUGUCCCCAUGGCAUUGUCUACAGUUUGAAGUUCAACCUCAGAGCAAAAAGCCCUAGGGAUUUUGCAGACCUCCUACUGUCAUGGAAGCAUUUACCCAACGUCUGCAUUUAUGACUUUGCACGUGGACUGGUUGCCCAUGCCAAAUCAAGAGUUCCAGACAACUCACCAUUCCAGCCUUUUGAUGGAAGACUUGCAGACCUAACAGAAGAGAAUGUUGAGGCUGCUGCCCAUGGCAAACUCAGAGUGCAUCUUCCAUGGCUGGUUGAAAAACUUGAACCUUCAUUGCCAAAUGGUCAUCCUAUUACAGGCUCUAACAAUCACUAUGUCCUGUAUGAUAAAUUUCAUCAGGCAAAUGCAAAAGACCCACAGGAAGUACUUAGAAGGAUACGUAUUGCUCCAGAACUUCAAGCAACUUUAAAUAGUCAAGUUGCAGAGCAACUCUUCGCUUGUCUGCUAAAAAACAACUACUUUUUGAACAACAUGGGUCCUUCUGCUCACAUCUUUCUCAUGCGCAACAUCCUGGAACACAGAAACAAUAAUCAGAAUGAAAAACUGCUGAAACGUCAGUUAAUAAGAGGUCUACAAGUCCAGCAGCUACAUGCUACAACCCUGUCAGAUUUGGGCCAGGUGAUACUAGGUCAGCAAAUGUCCACUGACAACAAUAGUGUGGAAGCAGAGCCAUGCUCAACAACACUACAGCAAACACUAACAGAUUUGGGCUCUCUUGGUGCAGAAACCAAAUUCAGUGAAGAAGAAACUGUUAUUGACUGCAAAACCCCACCCAAGUCCUCUAAUGCAGCACUAUCCUGUGGGCAUCACUGUGCAAGUAUCACUGAGUUAUACUCGGUGCAAGCUAAACAGUCUUCCUGGUCAUUUAUUUUGCAUCAGGAUCAAGAGCAAGUGCUCAAUUAUGUUUUGGACACCAGAAGGCCAGGCAAUGAAGUCAUUGUACGUACAUUGAAAAGUACCUUGACUCGAUCAGACUUCCUGACACUGGGCCUGAGGCAAGAUAUGGAGUCCACCAUAGGGAAUGCCUGCUUUGAAAUAAUAGAGAAGAUUGCUCUUUCCAAGGGGACGAAUGUCUACGUAGUAGAUUUGUAUAUCUGCCCGACCUGGCUACCUCCUCUCAAUAACAAUCCAAUGGCAAGUCUGCCUACUCAGGCUCAUCAGAAGGAUGCCGUUUUCAUCCCUCUCUGGACACCUGGUCAUUUCCAGAUAUGUGUCAUCUAGCCAGCUCAGAGAGAAAUUCUGUUUCUAGACUCCCUUUAUGCACAGACUGAGUCAGGAUUUAGAGGCCACCAGUACAUGCCACUUCUGAGGGAUGUUGCUCAGAAGAUAUGUCCAGGUACAUGGACAGAGAAAACGGGCAAGGAUUUUGAGGGCUUCCCAAAGCAAGACUUUGGAUCAGACUGUGGCAUAUUCAUGUUAAUGUCCGCUUUGUACAUUGCCCUGAACGCAAAGUUUGACUACACAAUUGUUGACAUACCUGUUUUGCGGAGGUGGUGGUGCCU
Melanotaenia boesemani (Boeseman's rainbowfish) is the source of this 3432-nucleotide messenger RNA. RefSeq lists its product as uncharacterized. Bases 395 to 3151 code for a protein of 918 amino acids. The transcript has 18 exons. The record is from RefSeq and is a predicted model, not a curated record. Lineage: Eukaryota; Metazoa; Chordata; Actinopteri; Atheriniformes; Melanotaeniidae.